UAUUAUUAUUAUUAUUAUUAUUAAUAGUAUGCUCUCAGUUAACAGGCACCUAUGGGGGAGUUGGUCGAUGCCAUACCUUUAAUGUUGUUUCUAGUUGCUUGGGAGUUACUCCUGGUAUUAAAAAAGGUCUAACUAAUACUAUACCCCAUGCUAUAAAUAUCAUGUAUUGACACUUUAUAUUCAUGGUUACUAAAAGUAAUUUGAAACAGAAACAAACAUACAGUAUAAUAUAGUUUCUGGUUGCUUGAGAGUUGCCGUUAAAAUGGUGCCUAACUAAUAGUAUAUCCCAUACUAUUACUAUACCAUAAACUCUGUUGAAUGGUUACUAAAAGCAAUUUGAAACAAAAACGAACACACAGUAUAAUAUAGUUUCUGAUUGUUUGAGAGUUGCCAUUAAAAUGGGGCCUAACUAAUAGUGUACACCAUACUAUUACUAUACCAUAAACUUUGCUCAUUUGUUAUUAGUAUUGAAGUAUAGUGAUUACAAUUAAGUUAAGACAAACCUAAAUAUAGUGUAAGACAGUUUCACUACACAAUAUGUAGGUACUUGCCCCUGCUGUAAGCCACCUUGAAUCCCCUUCGGGUUCGAGAAGAGCGGGAUAUAAAUAUAGUAAAUAAAUAAUAAUAAAUACUUUACAUGAUUUUGUAUUAUUGUUUAAUUGAAGUAUGUCAACUAUUAGUUAUUUUAUAUUUUUGACAGUUACUUGAGAGUUCCAGUUGCUUGAGUUCCAAUUAACUGAGAAUCGACUAUAUUUAAAAGUAUUAUUUCUUUGAAAACCUUUCCCUCUGGUUGCUUGAGAGUUCUGGUGCUUGAGUUCCUCUUAACUGAGAGUCUACUGUAUAUAAAGUAUUAUUACUUUAGUUUUCUUUCUUGGCCUGUUGCUCUCAGUCACGUGAGUUCUGGUUCAGUCCAUUCAAUGGAGUUGCCCACCCUACUGAGCAAUGCAUCUGGGAAUGGCAAUGGGAGCAUGGACACUGGAGGGGCAAGUUGGGCACCAGACCCCAAGCGAUGGAGCUCAUCCGGGGCGGCGUUGGCCUCCCAAGCAUUGCUCCUCCUCCUGAUCUUCGCCCUCUCCGCCCUGGGCAACGGCGCCGUGGUGGGGGUCAUCCUGCGGCACCGGCAAUUGCGGACAGUCACCAAUGCUUUCGUCCUCUCCUUGGCCUUGGCCGAACUGCUGGCCGCUGUGCUGUGCCUUCCACCAGCCUUCUUCAGCCUCCUCAGCGGCCCCUGGCUCUUCGGCCCACGCCUUUGCCUUGCCAGCGCCACUGUCCACGUAGGGCUUGGUGUCGCUGCCACGCUCACCAUGGCCCUGCUCGCCUUUGACCGCUAUUGUGCCAUCGUCCGGCAGCCGCGCCACAAGAUGAGCCGCCGCCGUGCCGCCCAGCUCUUAGCUGCCGUUUGGUUGACCUCCUUGGGGUUCUCCAGCCCUUGGUACCUACUAGCCCAAGACGAGGAAGAGGAGGAAGAACAGGUAGCCGUGCCUGAUAAUGUGGCAUCUACCGCAACUGACCACUGCCUCUAUGUCUUACCGUGGGGCUCUUCUCGGUUGGGAGCCUCCUACGGAGCCACCCUGAUUAUCAUUUUCUACCUGUUGCCUUUCUCCAUCAUGUGUUUCUGCCACUACCACAUCUGCCGAGCUGUCCGGUUGUCGGAGAGCCGGGUGCGGCCCCUCACCACUUACGGGCACCUCUUGCGCUUCUAUGGUGAGAUGCGGACAGCCACUACUGUCCUCAUCAUGAUCGUCUCCAUCAUCUGCUGCUGGGGGCCCUACUGCCUCCUGGGGUUGGCCGCCGCCGUCGGGCGUCUCUCCUUCUCACCCACUUUGGACGCAGCGGCCAGCUGGAUGGCUUGGGCCAACGGGGCUGUCAACCCCCUCAUUUAUGCUGCGCGCAACCCCAAUAUCUCGCUGCUCCUGGGCCGCAGCCGCGAAGGGGGCUACCGGACUCGGAACAACAACGUGGCGGCCUUCUUCGCAGCAACCAAGAGUCGACGCUUGGAUGCCAAGGGCCGGGCCGAGUGCUAUGCCAGCCAUAGUGGGGUCACUGCCGGGAGCACCCUGACCUCCUCCAGCCCGGCCAGCGGAAAUGAGAUGGCCAUGUGGGCCUGUAAAAACCCCGCUGUCCUCUUCUGCCGCGAUGGGAGGCCUGGCGCGUCUUCUGGAUGCCCACAGCCCAAAUUGGCUACUUGUGAUACAAGCCUUUGAAACAAAACAAUGCCAUGGGAGGCAACAAGGUAGCCAGUCACUGCUGGUGUAACAGUGCCAAGAUCAUCCUAUUCAGGUGGGGUGAAAAAUUAUCCAAAAACCUUGUCUCCCAGAGGAAGAAAGAAGAUCUUACAGAGAAUAUCACACCAUGCUGUUAAAGCACUGCUAUUCCAUUCCGUGGU
This is a messenger RNA of Anolis sagrei ordinatus, 2386 nucleotides long. RefSeq names its product G protein-coupled receptor 135 (gene GPR135). Lineage: Eukaryota; Metazoa; Chordata; Lepidosauria; Squamata; Anolidae. Gene Ontology annotation, biological process: G protein-coupled receptor signaling pathway. Gene Ontology annotation, molecular function: G protein-coupled receptor activity. The record is from RefSeq and is a predicted model, not a curated record. Gene Ontology annotation, cellular component: plasma membrane; endosome.